AUUCGAUAUUCUGAAAUCAGUUUUCAAUCACAAGAUCCAUUAUUAUCGGAGAGGAGAAGUUUCCACCACCUUCACUACCGUCCCACUGAUCUCAGAUCGUCGUCUCCAACAAGAAAAUAUGAAUUCUCAUGGUAAGAGUAAGAGAGAUAGACAUGGAAGGCAUAAGAAGCAGAGAGAUGAAUCCAUUGAUUUGAACUCAUCGGACGAAAUCAAGGAGUAUAUGGCCAAAAGAGCUCUGAAGAAGGCAUUAAGUGCUUCAAAGAAACUGAAGAGACAGUCAGUUUUUGGGUACUCCAAUGAUUCAAACCCUUUUGGUGAUUCGAACCUAGCCGAGACUUUCGUGUGGCGGAAGAAGAUUGAAAAAGAUAUACAUCAUGGAGCAUCACUGGAUAAAUUCUCUGUUAAAGCUGAGAGGAGAAGACUUAGAGAAACGAUGGCAGAAGUUGAAAAUUUUAAGAAGAGAAGAGAAGAGACAGCAGAAGAGAGAGCUCGACAUGAGGAAGAUAUGGCGUUAUUGGCUAGAGAACGUGCUCGAGCUGAGUUUCAAGAUUCGGAGAAGAAAGAAGAAGAGUUUAAUUUCGAACAAAGCAAGGUUAGGUCAAAGAUUAGAUUACUUGAAGGUCGAGCAAAGCCAAUUGAUGUUCUUUAUAAGUAUGUGGAUGAUAUGGAUAUCGAGCUCAUCAGUGAACCUUACAUGGUUUUCAAGGGACUUAAUGUUAAAGAUAUGGAAGAGCUUCAUAAUGAUAUCAAAAUGUAUCUGGAUUGGGAUCGAGCAACUCCAACACGGGUACAGUAUUGGGAGGCGCUUAUUGUGUUAUGCGAAUGGGAGUUAGCUGAAGGUCGUAAAAGGGAUGCCCUAGAUCCAGCUAGGGUUAGAGAGGAGGAAUUUCUUGCUGCUCAAGAAAGAGGACUACACGCUGGUGUUGAAGCUGAUGUGAGAGAACUUCUUGAUGGGAAGACUCACGCGGAGCUUGUACAACUGCAGUUUGACAUCGAAUCGCAGCUGCGUUCUGGAGUAGCCAAAGUAGUGGAGUAUUGGGAAGCGGUUCUUAGACGCAUCCAUAUAUACAAGGCAAAAGCUUGCUUGAAGGAAAUAAACGCUGAGAUACUCAAGAGACAUCAACAUCGCCUCGAGCAACUUUCAGAUGUACAAUUUAAUCAUGUGGUGGAUGAAAAUGAGGAGGAGGUAAUAAACGGCAUGAAUCUUUCAGAUGAUGAAGAUAUAUUCACACAAGAAGAGGCUGGUUCGUUUUCACCAGAGCUGAUGCACGGUGAUUAUCGUGAAGAAGCAAUCGAUCCCGAGGAAGACAAGACCCUACUGGAGAUGGAACGGAUGAUUGUGUUGGAGGAACAGAGGAAGCGGCUUAGAGAAGAUAACUUGGAGCUUAAGGCAAUGAAAACAAUGGAGGAAGGUGAUGUUGUAUUUGGCUCUAAUGCUGAAGUGAACCUUGAUUCCAAGGUAUACAAGUGGCAUGACAAGUACCGGCCUAGAAAACCCAAGUAUUUCAACCAAGUUCACACGGGUUACGAGUGGAAUAAGUAUAACCAAACACACUAUGAUCACGAUAACCCCCCUCCAAAAUUUGUUCAAGGGUACAAGUUUAACAUCUUCUACCCGGAUUUAGUAGACGACACUGAGGUUCCCACUUGCACUAUAGAAAAAGAUGGGACAAGCUCUGAAACUUGUAUAAUCCGGUUCGAAGCUGGUCCGCCUUAUGAAGACAUUGCGUUCCGGAUUGUGAAUAAGGAAUGGGAGAAAUCUCGUAAGAAAGGUUACAAAUACACGUUCGAGCAUGGGAUUCUACACUUGUACUUCAACUUUAAACGACUUCGGUACAGACGGUAAACUGAUCGGAGUUUGGCUAGAGAACACAAAACAGGCAAGUAUAAGACUUUGGCUGGUGUUUUAUUAAUCAUUGAUCGCAGCUAAAUGAAAUGCGUUUUGUGCC
Arabidopsis arenosa is the source of this 1949-nucleotide messenger RNA. The record is from the annotation of a GenBank genome assembly. Lineage: Eukaryota; Viridiplantae; Streptophyta; Magnoliopsida; Brassicales; Brassicaceae.